This is a messenger RNA of Rhipicephalus microplus (southern cattle tick), 2972 nucleotides long. RefSeq names its product very long chain fatty acid elongase 4. Gene Ontology annotation, molecular function: fatty acid elongase activity. Gene Ontology annotation, biological process: fatty acid elongation, polyunsaturated fatty acid; fatty acid elongation, saturated fatty acid; very long-chain fatty acid biosynthetic process. Gene Ontology annotation, cellular component: endoplasmic reticulum membrane. Lineage: Eukaryota; Metazoa; Arthropoda; Arachnida; Ixodida; Ixodidae. The record is from RefSeq and is a predicted model, not a curated record.
ACCGACCAUCUAAAUGGCGUCGAUCUCAUUCAAGAAUCGCCAGUGGCGGCUGAGCGCUCUACAAAAGCGGGUACACGCCACGCACUGCUAUAUAUACAACGCCAGUUUGACCAAACCACCCCUGCCCGCACCGUGCUACAGCCAUGGCCCUGGUGGACGAAGGAUUCCGGUACAUGUCCUCCCUCGCCGACCCCCGGGUCCAGGGUUGGCCAUUGGUCGAUAGUCCUGUCACCGUGGUUAGCAUCGUGGCUGUGUACAUCGCGUUCGUAACUACGGUGGGGCCACACUGGAUGCGGGACCGCAAGCCCUACAGCCUGAAACCCUUGAUUAUGGCGUACAACUUGGCCAACGUCCUGGCUAGCGCUUACUUCGCCGUCCAGUUCUUCCGGCACACUUACCUAGGGGGUGGCUACAGCUGGGCCUGCCAGCCGGUGGACUACUCUGACAGCCCCAAUGCUGUGGCCCUCACCAACCUCGCGUGGUGGUACCUGAUGCUCAAGAUCGCUGACCUGUUGGACACCGUCUUCUUUGUGCUCACCAAAAAGCAAGGUCACGUGACUGUGUUGCACGUUGCGCAUCAUGCUAUGGUUGUGGGCACCGUGUGGCUGGUGCUGAAGUACGCCUGUGGAGGCAACAAUAUUAUGACAGCGGCCGUAAACAGCUGCGUGCACGUGAUCAUGUACGGCUAUUACUUCCUCUCUCUCAUGGGUCCCUCGGUGCAGAAGUAUCUUUGGUGGAAGCGCUACAUCACCCAAAUACAGCUCAUCCAGUUCGUCGGUCUCGUAGCGCAUGCCAUCUUGCCCUUGAUCGUGCGAUGUGGCUUUCCCGUUUUCUUCAGCUAUCUGUGCAUCGGCGAGUGCGUUUUCUUUUUCCUCAUGUUCUUCCGGUUCUACCGCAAGAGUUACAAGAAACUAGUCAAGGACUGUUAGUGCCAAGUCAUCGCAUACUAGAAUCACUUCAGCAGGGACUAUUGCCAAUCAGACGGCGCAGCAGGCUGUUUCCUGGCAUGAUCGGGUGAGCGUGCAAUUCGCAAGCAUCGCGGGAACAUCAGCUCGACGUACAUUUUCUUGGACUUCUUGAGCGUUUCAUCGGACAAAUCAUGGUGACGAGCGCACUCGCGAGUAUGCCUCACUUUUUCGCUAGUGUCACAGCUCACAAUGCUCGCGCUGCGCAGCUAUGCACAACACUUAUCCAUGACGGAGAGUGAAUGUGGAAAGGACAUGUCAAACCCGAGUACUCUUGACAACUGUACGCAGUACAGGUGCCAUCAACAUCGACGGGAUCGUUCGUCUUCGCAUCGAAGGUUGCAGCGUGCACGCACACAUACUCCCUGACUUUUUGUAUAUACUACGACUACAACUCGCAAGAUAAGCGUGCCAGGCCGUGAAAGCAAGAGGCGGUGGCUGAAAGGCGUAUUGCACAUACGACGUGCCAGGCUGAGGAAGCAGCGUAGGCGAGGUUUUUUUUUUCUUUCCUAUUAUCGUUUGCCGAUUUUUAUGCUCUCUCUAUUUUCUCAUUGGCGUGAUCCGCGUCCUCAUUUCGGUCUCGCUUCGCAGGCGGCCUCCCGUUGUUAGCUUUCAUUGCCACUGUCACAGCUUCGUCGGCGCGGACAGGCAGGAUUGUGCCUUCCUGCACUUUCAGCACGCCCUUUCCUCUUCCUCCAGGCGCUUUGUGCCAAUAGGUGCUGCCGUCGUCAUAGGAGCCAUUUGCGUAAAGGUCAAGCUGUCCUUAUGCCGAUUGCAAUAGUAAGUUGACUCACGGUCCCAGGAGAGAAAAACAAGAAUAACACCGACGUCUCCGGAAGACACAGUCUCUAAGACACGCUGAACGACCCCGCUGAAUGAGGUCGCGAGUGACACCCUUUCUACUGUGGAGAGAUUCGUAUCGGCACUGAUCAGGAGAAAAGGUCGAGCGGUCAUAGACGAUUCUCUUCUCCUCGCGAGUGUAUCUGCCGUUCUCCAAAACAAUGCGAGGUCAAUCAACAGCAAUUGGGUGCCAUAGUGCAUCCAUUCAGUACAGGGAAACUACGGAGAGCCAUAUCCAGGACUGGCAUUUUUUUUUCCUCGUGUGUCCACAUUGGAAAUCAAGUAAGCUUCCUCUGUGGACCACAGUGUAAGUUUCAAUACUAGUGCGAAAAGCAGAAAGCAGGGACAUGGUGGCGACGAAUUCCUAUUUGAGGGGUUGGUUAAAUGAAUGGCGUAAAUUGGAUUGGCUUAGCUCAAUGAUUUCCCGCAAGACAGCGACGAAUGAAAGUUGCUUUUGAAUCGAACAGUCGAUGAAUAGACAACCCACAGUUUCCUAAAGGUAACCAGCACUUUCGACAUUGCAGCCAUAUGAUGAUAAAACCUUCAAAUGGUGUAGCGAACUGUCUUCUUUCCGAGAGCAAACUGAGCAUUGGGAUGAGAGAGCCGGUUUAGUACUGGUCACGUCGUACUCCCGCACCAAGCCGUGCUCUGAAAAUUCCGCUCAGGCUCCAUGUGAUAUUUUUUUGACCAGGUUCGUCAACCCUGAACUUAUACGAACGUACCUCGAAUGCUCACUUCGAGCUGCUCUGGAUACGAACGCUUGUAUUUUUAGUCUUCGCUUGUGUUUUAAAGCAGUCUCUCGCAAGGCCCGAUUCGAGCAAUGUAACCGGGACUCGAGAGAGACUCACGUCCCAUCACUCAUCGAAAGUUCACUCCCAUCGGUGAUCCAGCCGCAGGUAUUGUCAAGUCCUGUGGUUGUGGAGAACGACUACAUUCAAGAAGCGAGCUCACCACAUUCCAUCCGUUCUUGCUCGUAUCGAAUGUUUUUAUUCCUGUAAUUAUUUAUUUUCGAUAUUGAGCUUACUCGUCCUAUCAUUUGUACAUAGAGCGCAACUGACUUUCUAUUGUUGAAUGUAUUGAACUAUGAGAGAAUGGUAUUACCCUUGUUCGUGUUUUUUUAUCAUGAAGCAUAUUGACGUGAAGAAUUAAAGGAACGUUGAUUAUACG